AUGCAACAAUUACCCAUUGAUGACCGACUUACUGCUGAGUUCGUUAACAUUGAUGAUCACAUGCCAAUUACAGCAAUUCCAACUCCUGAAGAAAUUCUCACAUCAUUGCGAGAACCAGAAGAAGAUGAUGAAGAAUUACCAAUGAAACUAUCACUUAGCGAAGCCAAGGUAUCGUUGGAAAAAUUUGGCACUUUUUUUGGCCAAUCCACCCAAUGGUAUAAAUGGCAAGUGGAGGCCAAUAUUGCGUUAAUCUCGCUUGCGAAACCACACGCCAUAAAAGCGUAUCCACUCGGGUGA
This is a messenger RNA of Ambispora gerdemannii, 297 nucleotides long. Lineage: Eukaryota; Fungi; Glomeromycota; Glomeromycetes; Archaeosporales; Ambisporaceae. The record is from the annotation of a GenBank genome assembly.